Molecule: messenger RNA, 928 nt
Organism: Mangifera indica (mango)
Lineage: Eukaryota; Viridiplantae; Streptophyta; Magnoliopsida; Sapindales; Anacardiaceae
Exons: 2
Coding region: 109-729 (206 amino acids)
Molecular function (GO): protein binding
Source: RefSeq, a predicted model, not a curated record
UCUAUAAAUAACUCGUCUAGAGUACCAAACCUAGGCUUGAAGACGCCACUACCCAACUAUCUUCUAAGCUUCUUCUUUUCCGAUUCCUUCUCCUUACCUCUUCAAAUCAUGGUUGGAUCUUCACUUAACACCCUCAAACCCUCUACCACCACCAUCAAAUUCCUCUGCAGUUACGGCGGCAAGAUUCUCCCCCGUUAUCCCGAUGGUAAACUCCGUUACCACGGUGGCGAAACCCGCGUCCUUGCCGUUGACCGUUCCAUCUCUUUCAGUGAGUUGUUGUUGAAGCUUGAAGAGUUGUGUGGAACAUCAGUGAGUCUUCGUUGUCAAUUGCCGACGGAAGAUUUAGAUGCUCUGGUUUCGAUUACCUCUGAUGAGGAUCUGGCUAAUCUUCUGGAGGAGUAUGAUCGUGUUGCUUCACCUCCGGCUUCUUUAAAGAUCAGAGCCUUUCUUUCGCGGCCAAAAUCAUCUAAAAAAAUCUCAACCUCAUCUUCUUCAUCAUCAUCUUCUUCAUCGCCAAAAUCAUCCGCUAAUUACACAGCUUCAACUUGUACCACCACCGGGUUUACCGUAAACGAUAACUGCCACCGUCAUAUCACUGCUCCGGUAGCUUUUCCUCUUUACUUGGAAAAAUCUGCCGCAAAGAGUAAAACUCCUCAUCAUGCUUAUAAUUAUGCUUAUGGAAACCCUAGCCAGAUCUACCUCAUUCACAACGGAAACUACUGGCAAUAAUACUUGGAACUGAUGGGACCAGAAAUAAGAAGGACACUAUAGUUUUUUCAAAAAUGCAAAAUAGGCAAAGAAGUUGAAAAUAUAUAUUUACACAUAUCAUAUAUAUGUAAUGGCAUUGGACUGUAAACCGUUAAGGAUUGGUUUCUUUUUAUGCGUCGCCAUUAAUGAAAUUUCAGUCCGAUUUCGUAUUGAAUCCAAA